CACCCCGACGGGAUCGAAGCAAUAUAUAUCGCUGCAGCUUUAGCAAUACGUUCAAGCGGUCCCCUCGCCCAAAAGCCAGCAAAGCAGGCAAAGCACUGCCAAAAAAGGCUGCGGCCGAUAGCAAACCAUGGCAGCUAAAGCAGCCAUGGCCCAGGGCGCGCCCAACUAUUUCACGGCGGAGGCCAUGGGCUUCAUCCUCGCCGCGUUAUUCUUCAACACAUUAACAGCCCCGGUCGUGAAGAUGACGCAAAACGCGGACGGUGGUUAUGACUACAACAAGUGGUGCAUCUAUUUUUUUGCGGAGCUCAUGAAACUAAGCGUAGCUUUAGCUUGGUGUUUUAAAGCGUAUCAAGAGAACGACCGAGAAGUAGUCAAACAUUUCAAUGUCGACCGGAGCGACUUUCUGCAGUACGCGGUGCCCGGCUUCGUGUUUUUUGCCCAAAACAACUUGAGCUUUUUGGCGCUCCAGCACAUGAACUCGUCGGCCUUUCAGCUCCUGAUGAAUACAAGAAUAGUGUCGGUAGCUAUUCUGGCCGUGGUCAUGCUCGGCAAACGCAUGCAUGCGUUGGAGUGGACGUCGAUAGUGCUGUUGAUGGUGGGCGCGAUGCAGUACCAGUUGAGUGGGUGUGGGGACGACGGGUACAAGAUCGACACGAUGGGGCUCUGUGUCAUGGCGGUCAUUGUCGCCUGUGCGGCAGGAGGUAAUGUAUAUACCCAAAAAGUAAUGCAAAGAAAAAUGGACCAGCCCCUCAUGGUCCAGAACGCCAUGCUCUACGUCUGGGGCGUCAUUUUCAACGGCACGAACUGGAUCUUGAGCGCGAUGCCUUCUGCUGAUCACCAUGGCGCACCGACAGAAUUGUUCGGUGACGUGGGCGGCGUCCAGGUCUUCUCGAUGGUGUUUUAUGCUAUCUAUGGCUUGUCUAUUUCUAUAAUAUUGAAGAGAUUCGGCGCGAUUACUCGUACGUUUAUCAAUACCGCCGCGAUCUGUUUCACGGCUCUGAUAGAUGUGCUCUUCUUCGGCGCGGAGAUCACUCCUUUGGAACUGACGACGUUCGGCGUCAUCAUGUUGGCCGUGUACUUACAUACGGUCCUGGCUAGGAACUACGCGCCGCCGCCGCCGCCGCCGCCCGCUACCCCGGAGGUCUAAGAUUUUUAGCCCGG
Messenger RNA from Pelagomonas calceolata, 1161 nucleotides. NCBI's taxonomy places the organism in Eukaryota, Pelagophyceae, Pelagomonadales, Pelagomonadaceae. The record is from the annotation of a GenBank genome assembly.